Gigantopelta aegis is the source of this 13647-nucleotide messenger RNA. RefSeq names its product inositol 1,4,5-trisphosphate receptor type 1-like. The transcript is spliced from 55 exons. Gene Ontology annotation, molecular function: calcium channel activity. The record is from RefSeq and is a predicted model, not a curated record. Lineage: Eukaryota; Metazoa; Mollusca; Gastropoda; Neomphalida; Peltospiridae. Gene Ontology annotation, biological process: calcium ion transmembrane transport. The coding region runs from base 100 to 7071 and encodes 2323 amino acids. Gene Ontology annotation, cellular component: membrane.
UUCCUCUUCAACCUCAUACAGGACAGAAACAGUGGCGCAAGUCUGAAUGCAAGAAAAACGUUUGGAAUCAUCACUGCGUUUAGAGAAGUGAAGGAUUUCAUGCUACCUGGUGGAUUUCCUAACAAAGACAGACAGAAGUUGAUGAGAAAUCUGCGGGUCAUUGACCUGCUGGUGAAGCUACUGCAGUGCCGCCUGGUGGAGGGAGACGAGGAGGCCCACCUGAUCCGGAUCUUCAAGGAGGCGUACGAUGUCCUACAUGCCUACAUGAUCGGAAAGACUCGCAAGAACGCGCUUUACUUCGCAAAAUACAUUGACUUCUUUCAGACGCAGUUCACACAGAAAGGUGGUAUUGGUUUGAAUGUUGCUUCAAUGAUUGUUGAGCUGAUCCGAGAUAAAAGAAAGAUUGUUGACAGAAUUACAAAAAGCCACAUCGACACAUUCAUUGAACUUCUGAGAACAAACCAGAACUACCGCUUCCUCGAUCUGCUUCAGGUUCUGUGUGUGUGCGACCACGUGGCCAUCCCCAACAACCAGACGUACAUCGUGCAGCACUGGCUCAGAACUUACAAGGACAGUGUGUACUUGAUGGACCGAGGUCAGAACAUCAACAAGCGGCCAAACAUUGUUUACGUGUCCUGUGAUGGGUCGUCAACAUGGCUUCCACUGCACACGUUUGUUGAUCCAUCUACUGGGGACUACAACGAAGACCAAUACCAAUACUUACUACAUCAGCUCGAACUCAUCAAGGCUUUUUGUUUUGGUCGCAAUGACUUUGCUAUACAUGUGAUAACUCGAGAGUUUGGCUACGUCACGUGGGAGGAUGCCUUCCUCUGUAUCCAGUCGGAACUCUUACCCGACGCCAUCCGGGCCAAAUUCUGUGAACUCAUUAUCGGUCUGUUUGUUGAUGUUGGCAACAACUACUCAGUGCUGGACAACCCAAACAUCUGUUUUGUGUAUGAGUACGUCGGCUCAAAGGAUUCUGACCGCGAACAGAGUCAAUACGUGGUCAAAGACCUGGUGACGAUCUUCCCGGUUCUGCGAGACUGGCUGGCUGAAUUCCUCAAUGAGAACUGUACCAUGACGGCCUCCAUGAUUGGUCGAAAUCUGCUCAUUGAACAGGUGUUACAUCUACUGCACCACCUGGUCAAGUUUGGCUACUACAUGGACCUGGACGAUGUCCGCAGCCUCCUUGUGCCACUACUCAGUCUACUGGAUGGACGGCACGACGUCCCCUUCCCCAAGGACUACAAGGGCAAAUCCUACACCAAGGAGAGUAAUCGUGCUGUCGCUCAGUAUCGUCAGAGCGGUCGGUUUGAGACUUCGCCUGAAGCAUCGGCCGUUGUGAACGCCAAAUACCAGGCCAUGUGGGUUUUGGACUUACUGUUAACAUUCCAGAGGAACCUUCGUCUGAAGGUGUUUGUGACCAAGUUCAAGUACGGGGAGCAGAGUGCGUCGAGGAAGAAGUCACAGACUGUGUUGGAACCCCUGCUGUACGAGACGUACGACCCUUCACUGAUGUCCAAGAAAGCAUUACGGAAACAGAAAGAGGUUCUAAAGGAAUUGCGAGAGAUGUUCAAUGCGUCAGCCAUAUUUGAUUUAGACAGCACAACGGCUAUCUUACUGGACCUGUCUAACUACAAAUAUGACAAGAUGGUUGUCAAGUCUCUCGAUAUCCUCAACAAGAUGUACUCGUCGCAGAACGACAUGUUCAAACUAGCCAACGAGGCUCAGGUUUUGCUGAGUCACGACUCGGCCCGGGUUCACCGUGAAGUUCAGAGGUCGCUGCCCACUCUGCGACGUCUUGCCCAUGCCAAGUUAAACGAACAACAGGUUCAGCUCAUGUGUGACGUCCUGGAUGAGCUCGCGGAAUUUUGUCAUCUGCCAAAAACACCUGAAGAACCCCAUCACAUGAACCAGAACAUAAUGAUCAGUCAUGGUAUACUGAACAUUAUGCUUGAAGUUCUGUCACAGGAGAUUGAUGCCAAACUUAUUGAGCAGUACCACGGCAUGGAGAAGGUGUUCAAGAAGACGCUGUACGUGCUGAAGCUGUUGAUCCGAGAGAACCACAAAGUGCAAGACUGGAUCUUCAACAACCUCGACACCCUCCUUGACGUGCAGAUCGUACAGUCGGACAUGGCCAUCGCUUUGAAAGAGGUCUUUAUCGGUAACCAGGCGACAUGUCUGAAGGUGCACUCGCGACAGAUCCAGCGCAUCGUGCUGCUGGCGGCAGAGUGUCAGGACACAGCGCCCGAGUUCCUCGAACUCCUCAAGGUGCUUGUCAAGGUGGAGGGACUCGAUCUGACCAUCAAGAGAAACCAGGCCCUCGUUAUGAAGUACAUCAUGCAGACCUUCAAGAAGGCAGCUUACGUCCUCGACCAGGACAGAGAGAAGAGAGAGAAGAUUCUGCUGAACAAAAUGGAGAUUGGUCACCUGACCUACUUUGUCAACCUUGUUGACCUUUUGGCAACUUGUGCCGAGGGUGAGAACAAGUUCAUCGAGUCGCUGUGCCAGACGAUCCUGCCGGUGGAGGAGUUGCUAUGGGUGAUGAACCAUGCGGAGAUCGACGCCAACCUCAAGAAACCGUUCAUCAAGUUCAUGUUGUGGGUCUACAUGAAGACAUCCGGGAACCUGGUGGAGAGCGGCGCCGCAGACCUGCAACACGACAAAGACAUGUGGGACUUCAUUUGCUCAACAUUAGGGGAGAUAAACCAGCUGACAGACUAUGCGAACCGCCACCCGGACCGACUGGCGUAUCUACUGAAGACUCCACCAGCAAACCAUUUUGUGGCAGACAGUUCUGACACGAGAUCCGUGAUGCACGGCAGUCUGUUCUACGUGCUGGACGGCGUGAUGCCCUUCCUCAACUUGUUCUACACAGUGUUCUAUUCACCAGACAAAGAUGUCUACUCUAAUGAAGUCAAUACAACAGAAUCUCUUGCUAAUUCUUUAGUGGCGCUGUGUGACUCGAUGGGAUCCAUGAUAACACAUCCCGCUCACAUGAAGACCAUGGUGAUGUGUGUCACUACGGUCGUCUCCGUGUCCAACUCUUCAAAACCUUUGCUGGUCAGUGUACUGGAAAAGUUCACCACAGAUAUGAAAUUUGAUGAUAACGUGAGCGCUGUUCGAAAGGGCAAUAUGGAGUACUACGCUGCUGAAUUGGAGCUCAAUGCAAAGUUUCACACGUUCACCACAAACUGCAGCAAGGUUCACAGAGGCCACAACACGGUCGGGGCACAGAUCAAGUACCGCAAAAAUAAAAACAGAGAAUACACAGAGAUUGGCAGCAAUGAAGAGCUCCCACUUGGAGAGGAAUUUCAGACACUGGUGCGGUGUUUCACCCAGCCCAGCGAGAAGAAACCAAUAAAACACUUUGCUCCAGCAUUCAAGCUCAUCGAACAGUUAUGGAUCUCUGCGCAGAACUGCAAGUUGAACCGGAAGGAUGUGCCCACUCACUGGGAGCUGGACGUCAAGUGUCUGCAGAUCCUCAGGGCAAUCCUACACAAUGAAGAGAGGAAGCUGCCAGAGAGCUGGGAGUUGAGGACAGCAGAAAAUAAAAUUAAAAAACAUCUGGCCUAUAUCAGUGAAGUGCAGGUUGCAAUAAACGGUCGUGAUGUGAUAGUGAAAGUCUUGCCACACUUGGCGAGACGAAAUGACGAAAUUGCACGUGAAGUUCUGGCAUUUAUUUGUCUCAUGUUGUUCAACGCAAACAGAGUGGUGCAGAAAUCUAUGUUGGAGUACUUUCUGUCGACUCGCGAAGAAGUCUUCUUCAUGGCAGUACGUGACAGGAUGCAGAUAUCAACCAACUCCAUUAAAGAGAAACGUUCGCUUCUUGCACAACACGAGGCCCGGGUGAAGGAAGCCAUGUCUAACAUGAACAACUACAACACAACACUGACGAUAGGCAGGAAGGCGCUACAGCAAAUCCAGGUGUAUGAGCAAAAGAUGAAAUCUGACAUGCUCGGCGGCUGGCGGGCACUAUGUCGAGCUGUCGAACCAAGUGAUGACCAGCGAAUUAAAAGAAAGUUUUCCUGGAAACGCAAAAGUACGUCGUCCGAGUACCGCAAGAUGAAACGGAAAGGCCUCCUUAACGGUAUAGCCAAAGAUAACGAGGCUCUCAUGACUGACCACUCGGAGAUCGAACUCUCCAACGUCAGGCCCGAGCACUCUGUCAUGGCGCUGAAGGAGCUGAAGGAGCAGAAGACGGAGGAGGACAUGGUCGCGGUUUUGGACAGUGGGGUCAAGGACAUGCUGGAGUACAAGGACGACGGAUACAUCGAACUCGUCCUCAAGCUGAUGGCGCGUAUCUGUGACGGGCAGCACCAGGGACUACAGGACUACUUGCGAGAGCAGCCGGACAACGUGAAGUCAUUCAACAUCGUGGGUGAGACGGCUCAGUUCCUGAACGUCGUGUACACCACCAUCAACAACAAGACCAUCGAUCUCGUCAUACAACUCUUCAACACCCUCAACGAGUUCUGCUCGGGCAAUCAGGAGAACCGGUCGUCUAUAUAUGACAAGAAGGUCAUCGACUACAUCAACUUCAUCCUGCGGGCCGGGGAGAUAGCAGAUUGUCCAUUAGAAAAGGUGAUAGACCUGCGACAGGCCAUUGCAUCCCUGGUUAUGUCAUUGAUAGAAGAGAAUGGACCAGGCGCAUCACAGGUGGCAAAGGAGGUGAAGGAUGCUCUAGACCGGGAUGCUGUGAUCCGGUGUAUGACUGCAUGCUACGAGAUGCACCAGUCAGAGAAGACCAAGUUCGACGGUCUUGGGAAGCUCAAUGAACCUGGUGGUGCCCUGCAUUCGGCCAAGUCCAUAGCAGCAUUCGGGGGGAGUGUUCUGCAGGGAGUUGUCAAGGGGAAGAAGAAGAAUGCCCUGAAGGAGAUGAUCGCCGAUGUUGGUUUCAGUUUUUACAUGAUUCUUGCACGGAUGACCGACAUCGAUAUCCACCAUCUUGACGAUGUGAUACUGGCACCAGAGAAUCAACGAGCUCUGGACUACUAUAAGAAAAACUGUUCCUCCAUUGAAAUCGUCAAAGAUGAUGUUUUGCAGAAGGCCAACUUCCGAGUGAAAAACAAGUCUGUUCUGCGUGAAGAGGUGAAGGAGAAACUGAAGUGGAAUGUGGACCGGUCGUCGCCUAGCAACAAGAUCCGCGACCUGAUGAGCUGGACUCGAGACAUCCUCAAGGACAUUUCAUACCAGAAGAAGAUUCUCAACAACCCCAUUGCCAAAAUGUUCACUAAUGGCUGGCUGUUUUGGAACUACGGCGCCAUUCUUCUGAGUCUGGCCAUCAACAUCCUGAUGCUGUGGACAUGGGAUGCCAAGGCCUCGAUGGAGGACUGCGCCGACGUGAUCAGCGCCAACCAGCAGAACAUCAGCGGAGUGUGUCCCGGACUCAAUGACCCCUACCCUGUGAUAACUGGCAUCAGCGGCGACCUCUACAGAAUCAUCAUGCUGUCACUAGGUGGCGCUCACAUCCUCUGCUCAUUGUUUGUCCUCAUUGCAUAUUUUUUGUCGAAUCAUCCUCGACUGCCACGACUGGUGGACAUCAAAGCCUCAAUUAAAAAAAUAAUUCCAUGUCAGAAAAAAGAAACGGAUGAAGAGCUAGUUAAUAAAAAAGAAGAGAGGAAGUCCAAUUUGGAUGUUAACUUCUUCAGUUUCACAACCUUUUAUUAUCUCAUGUUUCUAGGUAUGUCCAUAGCUGGAAUCCUGUUCCAUGGAUAUUUUUUUGCAUUCCAUCUUUUGAACAUCGUCAACAACAACCAGCUACUUGGUGGAGUCAUCAAAGCAGUCACUGUCAAUGGUAUGUCUCUGUUGUGGGUAGCCGUCCUUGGAUUUAUUCUGAUAUAUAUCUAUUCCUUGGUCGGCUUUGCUCUCCUGCGAGCCUAUUUUAAACCCAAUGACUAUCUGUACUGCACCACGUUGUGGCAGUGUUUUGUCACAGUCAUCCGAUACGGGCUCAUAGGAGAUAUGUUCGAGGAGAUCAAGGAGUACCCCGGUGGGAGUUCGUUCAGCUACUUCUGGCCCCUCGUCAUCUACCACGUGUCCUUCUUCAUCUUCAUCACCACCAUCGGCCUCAACAUCAUCUUCGGUAUCAUCGUCGACACCUUCUCAGAACUCAGAGACCUCAAGUGGAGAGCGGAAUCUGACAUGAGGGACACGUGUUUCGUCUGUAGCAGGAACAGCUAUGAUUUUGAACAUCACGGAAAGGGUUUUGAUUUCCACGUCCGUAAUGAGCACAACAUGUGGGCGUACAUGUACUUCAUCAUCCACCUGACCGAUGUCAAGGCCAGCGACUACACCGCUCUCGAGCUCUUCGUCGCUAAACUGGUGGAGAGUGAGAGUUACGACUUCUUUCCACUGAACCGUGCUCUGUGUCUGUCGUCUAUCGAUGUUGACUCAACCGAGUCCAAGAUUGAUGACCUGCUGGCCCAGGUCAACUCCAUCGCCAAGAAGCAAAAAGAAGAUGAAGCUGAAAAGAAGCGUAAAGUGGAGAAGCUGAAGCAGAAACGAUGGCAAGAGAAACAUCGCAGAUUCAUGUUCAGUGGAACCCCUUACAUCGGAGACGUGGACUCUGAACGGGAGCCCCUGAUUCCACCAUCACGUGCCAUGAGUGUCGACCCUUUCUCCAGAGACGGCAGUGCAAAGAGGGACAUCCGUAGAACUCGCGAGGUCACACCGACCACAACUCUAGCCAAGUUCCUGGCCCCACCACAGGACUAUUCGACCCCGAAGCCGAAGAAGCCUUAUAUCAGUUCCUCGAGGGAGGAGCAGGAUGAUGUGGAGGACAUGAUGUCAGACAGCGAGUCUCACUCGGGAAGCGAGAGUUCGCACUUCCACCGCGAGGGCUCCUACGACCUGCUGGACGAAGACAUCCCUGUCAGAGACAUGGCCGCCCUCCCACCACCACCACCUCUCCUCCUUCCUAGCCACCACCACCACCCUCCAGCUGCCCCUGAAUCUCCUCUUCCUGCACCUCCCCCAGACACGGAUGAGUCCUCUUCCUCUACCAUUCAGGUCAGAGAUUUCGAUCCGAUAACCAGUGAUAGUGACUCUGCCAAGACAACAAAACUCUGAGUCUUGACAUCCCUGCAUGAUGUUACUUUUGAUGUUCCAGAUAAUUUCAUGGUUAACUGAAGAGGACUGAGGGAGAGUCUCGAGGUUUGAGGUGAAACCCAAAUGAAUGUGCCCCGAUGUGCAUGAUGAGAUGUUAAUGGAUGUCCUGGAGAACGAAUCCAAACCUAUGCAACAAUUUCACCCGUUGUUUUAUCUUGGUUUUAAGAGCGGUUCCCUUUGAAUGAAGUAAGACAAGACUGUGGUUGCUAAGAGUUUUGUUUGUGGCUUUAAAGAUGACCAAUGCCAUGAUUUGUGAGAUGAAAAAGUGUUUCAGCUGGACGUUGUCCAAUAGGAUGGCAUCAUAGCCUGCUGGCAUCAACCCGAGUUUAACCAAUAGGAAAACAUCACAGCUUGAAAUGCUUGACACCAAUGGCCAGUUACUGUAUAUUUGUAUCAUAGCUUGCUGGCUUCAGUCAGAGACUGACCAAUAGGAUUGUACAUAACUUGCUGGUUUCAGAGAAUAACCAAUAAGAUUGUACAUAACUUGCUGACAUCAGUCGAUUGACCAAUAGGAUUGUACAUAACUUGAUGUUUUCAGUCUGAGAUUGACUAAUAGGAUUACAGCAUAGCUUGCAAGUGCAAAAUUCUUUCUUUGAUAAGGUUGCUCAGGAUGUUUAAUGAGACUGUUGUGUUGCUAACUGGACAUAUCCUUAGCAACAGUGAUAACGCUGUGGUGGCAUUACACCUUUUGUGAUCUUGAAUAGUGCCUCAAGCAGGAAAAUAAUCUUGACUUCAAAUAUUACUUGAUUAUUUUCAAGUCAGUGUACACUGAUCGUGAACUUGUGUAAAGUGAUACCAGACUAUUUGGUUAUAUAUAUGCAGAGAAAUCUAUUAAACAGACAUUGUGUUAUUUGUGCAGACAUUAUUAACAUUGAUUAUUUUCAAAUCUGUGUCAAAUGAUAUUGGACUUGUGUAAAAUGAUAUUGGACUAUUUGUUUCUUUAUGCAGAGAAAUUGUUUAACAGACAUUGUUUUAUUUGUGAAAACAUUUCUGACAUUGUUUAAGUAAAUGUAUAAGCAGAUAGACUAUUUGUGUUAUUGUCCUUGGAUGGACUACUUGUUUAAUGUUUGUGUGUAAAUAGUUAUUGGUCUGUUUAUAGUUAAAUAGUUGAUAGCAUUUGUUUAUGACCACAUUAGAGAACAUGUGUUGUUGUUGUUUAUGACCACAUUAUAGAAUAUGUGUUGUUUGUUUUCCAGGAUGUCUUUUCAGUAAUUAGUUCCUAUGGCUUAAUACUGUGAAUUGUAUACUAAGCAACAAAAGAAAUGCAAGAUAAUAACAAGAUGUGAUGUGAAAUAGAACAUGAUGUGAAAUAGACAGAACAAGAUGUGUUGUGAAAUAGACAAAACAAAAUAUGAUGUGAAAUAGAGAGAACAACACUUGCAACUUUGUGAUUUCAAGCUAACUGACACUUAAGAGAGGAAAGUUUCUGUUUUAAUUAAUGUGAUAUGUAUUUUGCACUAUUGGGAAUGGAUUGCAUACAGGUUAUUUGUAUUUACUUACAUUUCUUUUAUCACUCAGUGUAUAUAGAAUAUCUUAGUUUUUAUUCCAAUUUUCUCUUUAAACUGCAAUUGCAUGUAACUGUUAUUAUUUUAUAAUUUUGAAAACCAUAUGAUGGAAUUGUAGAAUUUCACUUAAUGUAUUAAUGCCAUUAGAAGUCUUAAAUAGGUAGUGAAAUAAGGCUGCAUUGAAGGUGUAGGUUUCAUCAAUUUUAUUUGGUGCCACAUAGUUUUAAUAUUAAAGUUGUGUGGAAUAAGUUUGCAAAUAAUUACUAUAAUUUUUAUUUUUAAAAAGCUAGUUUGAUCAGUGUUAGCUUUGACCAGAAUAACUCCUUCAAGUUUAUGGUAUACCCAUUGACCAGAAACAAACACUUUUUAAAAUCUUAAUGGUGCCACUUUUAGGAUUUAUCCUAGUAUAGAAUGGAACAGUGUCUAAGCCAGGGUCUUUCUUGUAAAUAUGCUUACAGAAACAAGUUCCUGUGCACCAAAUAAUUGCAUAUUGAAUAUAAUUUACUUGCAGUCUGAUCAUAAACAUUUCAGUAAAUGAACAUGUAACCACUCCCUUCAAUAUUCCAGCAGUGUCCUGCCAGUUGCAUGAGAUGUUAUCGAUAGUUUAGGGAUACUAGGGAUCUUCCAUGUUUAUGGAGUUGACACCUAAUGUCAUGUUAAUAAAUCGUCAAUAUCAAGCAGGUACACAUAUGGAAUCGGUUCAAAAUGACAAAUUUAACAUCCUAAUACAUACCUGAGUUAAGGCCAAUCAGUGGAAGAACUGUACACAAUGGAUUAGUUGACAGCAAAGUACGACAGUGACCGUACAUCAGUAGGUUGUUUUGUUACAUCGUCACCAAUAGUGCACCAAGCAUUGUGUAGACCACACUUCAGAUUCGGAAGACAGGAGAGGAUCACUGUACUUUCAACAGAUAAAUAGUACAUCUUAGAUGUAAAACACAAUAUUUUUAAGUUUAAAAAAAUAUACAUCUCACUGAAAUUUUAAUGAUGCACAUUUUUCCGUGAGUAUAUAUUAUUAGGAUAUACAAAUGUAUUAAGUUGUGUUCAAAAUAUUUUAUAUGGGGAGGUUCUAUGCUCCUUCAAUAGAUCUGUGCAAGUGGUGUAUAAGCUCUCAUAAAAUCGUAUAAUUGAAUUGUAAAAUCACCAUUAACUUACACCUUAUAUGGAAGAAAUAUUUUCAAAAGUUGGACAUUGAUUGUUAGCAAAAUUUCAAUUAGCAAAAGUUGUUAAUCAGUUGAAAAUUGAUUAGUAGUACUAUUUAACGCUUUAUACCUGUGUAGCAGUCUUAGAAACUUGCAGAGUGAAUCAUGAUGCAAUACUGAACCAAAUAUUGCCUGCAAUUACACACCUUUUAGGACCAUCUGUUGGUACUAGCUUGAGUUUAUAGUGCUGCUGUACAUGCCAUGUAUCUUGGUACUAGCUUGAGUUUAUAGUGCUGCUGUACAUGCCAUGUAUCUUGGUACUAGCUUGAGUUUAUAGUGCUGCUGUGCAUGACAUGUAUCUUGGUUUCAGUCCUUCAAGUAAUUAGAGUUUACUUCCUGUGUAAUUGCUUACUUUAGCAAUCUCAAAAUUAAUAAUGAUUUGUGUUUGCAUGUGUAUUUAUAGUAAACACGUGAGUACAUGUUUGUGAUGUACAAGAUACAUGUACUGUCCAUAUGGAUCCAUUAUUUUCCAACUAAAUAGGUUAACCAUCAUGUCUGCAGUGAAACAAGUUCCAUUUUUAUGCUGAAUAUAUUUACAUCAUUGUAUUUGGACCCUUGUAAAAAUUACUGUGUAUUUUAUUUUGCCCCGUUAUAAUAUGUCAACAAGUCAAAAGAUUCAAUGACUAUGAUGAAAAUCUGCAGUUUUCAAGUUCUGUUUCAUUAUUGUUUUAGUAAUUACGUCACUCAACUUCCUGUCUAUAGGUGCGAAUGUUGCAACUCUUCUGUGUUUAAGGUUCAACAAACAAAUCAUCUUCUGAUUUUGGAAGUCUUGGCAGUCGUCCUAUAGGCAGUGUAAGAGGGAUGAAAUAUUCUGUUACGUAUCGCCUAGGGGAGUGGCGGUCCUCCUACAGGCGAUGCAGGUUGGAUGAAACAUUGUUACGUAUCGCCUAGGGGAGUGGCAGUUCUACAGGCGGUGCAGGUUGGAUGAAACAUUCUGUUACGUAUCGCCUAGGGGAGUGGCGGUCCUCCUACAGGCGGUGCAGGUUGGAUGAAACAUUCUGUUACAUAUCGCCUAGGAGUGGCGGUGCUCCUACGUGCAGGUUGAUGAAACAUUCUGUUACGCAUCGCCUAGGGGGGUGACGGUCCUCCUACAGGCGGUGCAGGUUGGAUGAAACAUUCUGUUACAUAUCGCCUAGGAGUGGCGGUGCUCCUACGUGCAGGUUGAUGAAACAUUCUGUUACGCAUCGCCUAGGGGGGUGACGGUCUUCCUAAGGACGAGCACAUGGUAGUGGAUCAUGGAAGCAAUCACGACUUUACCUAACAUCCUUUCUACUCUUGUCUUGUGCUAAGGUUUUGUCAUUCAGAUUGAGUACAUGGUAGACCGAUUAUGUUAUGAAUACUUCUAUCGUUCCAUAUACUAGUAUAUAUCUUCAAUAUAACAAGAUGCAUACUUAUUGAGUAUAGGAUUUUUAUGUAAAUAGCUGAACAAAAUGUUCAGGUUUGUAGUUCCUAUCAAUAAAGCUAGGCCAUUAGUGAUGAGACCAGGUAGCAAUUAGGAUACAAGAGUUGAUCGAUUACGAUGAAAGAGAUGCAGUUUUGCCUCUUAGUUUCUUUUUCUCCCCUGCCUGGCUAUCAAUGUCCCAAGUUGCAGAUCUGGUAUUCUGCAAGUUCAAAAAAUAGAUCUCGACAUUUACGUCUAAAACUACAUUUACGAUGUUUUGUGAAACACGGCCUAGGAUUGUAACCAAGGGCACCAUGACAUUAUCUUGGAUAAAUGGUAAACGGCGGCUUUGGUCCUACCAAAUCCUUGAUUGUCUCCCCUUAUACACCAUUGACAUUGGUUAAUGUCCGAACAGAUGAAUGGACAUAGACCAUGGAUCAUCAUUAUUGUAUAGGAAUAUGCGGACAUCAUUUGGUUAAUAUUUAAUUAAAAGCUACCAGUAAAGAACGUAAAGGUUAUAAGUCAAUAAAUGAUUGUAAGAAGGCGGAAUUUGUCAUGGUGAAGUUACAAGACACUGAAUGGUAAUGGGAUGCGAUCUGGAAGGUAGAUGGAACAAGUUUUCGAUUAGUUGGAGGUACUGUUAUUAUUUAGGUAAAUGACUGUUAUCAGUGUUAAACUUACGAGUCGUUGAAUGGUUGCAGUAUGACUAUCUAGGUAAAGGUCGCGGAUUAGCAAGUGAUGGGGGUACAAAGCUGCUGUUCUCUAAGUAGUGGACUGGUAUUCUCAAAGUAAAAGGUCAUAUUUUCGCUAGAUGAAUGGUGUUUGUGAUUGCCAUUCGCAAGGGAAAGGCCAUAAUAUCGAUAGGUGAUUGACGUAUGUGAUUGCCAUUCUUAUGGUAAAGGUCAUAAUAUCACUAGAUGAUUGAUGUUUGUAAUUGCCAUUCGCAAGGUAAAGGCCAUACUAUCAAUAGAUGAUUGAUGUUUGUGAUUGCCAUUCUUGUGGUAAAGGUCAUAAUAUCACUAGAUGAUUAAUGUUGGUGAUUGCCAUUCGUAAGGACCUGGUAAAGGGCAUAAUUAAUAUCGCUAGAUGAUUGAUGUUCGGGAUUGCCAUUUGUAAGGUGAAGGUCAUAUUUUCGUUGGACGAUUGAUGUUCGAGAUUGUCUUUCGUAAAGUAAAGGUCAUAUUUUCGCUACUUGAUUGAUGUUCGAGAUUUCCAUUCAUAAGGCAAGUCAUAUUUUUGCUGGAUGAUUGAUGUUUGACAUUGCCAUUCAUACGGUAAAGGUCAUAAUAUCGCUGGACGAUUUAUGUUGGUGAAUGCCAUUCUUACGAUAAAUGUCAUAUUUCGCUUGGCGAUUCAUUUUGGGGAUUACCAUUAAUACGGUUCAUGUGCCCUGUUGUCACUGGUCCCCCCACCUCGAAAAAUAGUUUAUGGAUCCGCUCGUGUAAUAAUAACACGCGAAGAGAAUAAAUAAAAAAGUGUAUUUCUUUUUUGGAAAAAAAAGAGAAGACUAUGAAUGGGAUGUGAAGAAAGAAAAUGGGUGGCCAGUUGAUAAUAGCUUUUAGUAGGAACUUAAAAUGUUGAGUAGAUUAUCAUUACGUUUGAUAUCACGUGUCAUUUUAAAUGUAAUUCAUGUAUCAAAAUAAAACUCUGGGCCCAAGUUCACAAAACAUCGUAAGCCACGUUUUGCACGUAAACGUAAAUCUACGACUAAAUCACAAUUCUUAUUACUACUAACGGUACAACUAAUGUAGUUUGGAGUACAAACAUUUAAUUUUCUUUGGUCUUUAAAAUGCUCCAUCUUCCAUAAUGAUGUAAGUUUCUGCGUGAAAUAGAUGCCAAACACGUAAACGUAUGACCUGAAUAAUUGCUGGUCGCAGACGUAAACUUGCGAUGUUUUAUGAAAUGGGUCCCUGAACAUCAAAUCACGGCAUAAUAACGUGGUUAUGUGCAAAAUUUCAUUAUUCUGCACUGCAUAUUUUUUUCAGUAUUCAACUUCAAAACGUUGGGCAUUUUAGUUUUAAAUCACUCAGUGUAAGAAUGUAGUAUAAUCCCCGUAUAGAAUUAAUAUUAAAAAUAGCUUGGACAGAAUACAUGUAUAUAGAUUACUGUGGGAAAGAAACAUAACGACUUAGUUUAUUAGUGUGUGUUUUUGGAAAUAGCCCGUGGUCUUAAGUUGAUGUGAUUUUGACGCAAUAUUUUAACGUGUUGAUGAUCUCUUUCCUCAUUUGAAUAAUAUAUGCAUGUUCAUAAAUAUUAAUUACAAAUCAGAACCCCUGGUUCCUUGUAUAGAUGUUUAAAUAUUUUAAUUAUAUAACUAUUAAUUGUUUCGCCGUUUGUAUUAUGCUUGAUGAUGUAUUUAAACCUUGUACAUUUACACAAAACAAUCGGUGUUCAAUUGUAUAGUAAACAGAGUUCAUUUCAUCCAUUACUAAUAAAAUGUUUUCCAAGA